Monascus purpureus is the source of this 1405-nucleotide messenger RNA. The record is from the annotation of a GenBank genome assembly. NCBI's taxonomy places the organism in Eukaryota, Fungi, Ascomycota, Eurotiomycetes, Eurotiales, Aspergillaceae.
UUUAUAAGAACUGACUGAGGAUCAAUAAUUCCCGCUCUAUAGGCCCCAUCCCACGUAUAAAAUGCCGUUGCUCAUCACGGAGGCGUCCAGGAUUUUCCACUUCAUUCUCUUGCUUAGAUUACAUCCCUGAGACUGCGAACAUAAAAGCCAGCGCUCCCCGAGUCCAUGAGAUUGAUCCUUUCUCUUUCAGUUUGCAUUCUAGCAAUCGUCUUUUCCUGGUAUCACAGCACCAUCAGAAUCAAGAAUCUAGUUUCUGAUUACAUCCCGCAAGUGUCGAACUCGGAGCCUUCUAUCGAAGAAUUCAACGAUAUCACCAUCAAUCUUAAAUCACCUUUGUCAGAUAUGGCUGUCCCCCGCGCAAUCCGCACCGUCUUCCUUGCCAUUGAGCAGUCCGAAGGAGCAGGCGCCCGUGUUCGUCGUUCCAUCGGUACUCCUAAACUGCGCAACUUCACACCUUUCCUCAUGCUGGACCACUUCACCAUCGGCCCUGGCUCGGGAUUCCCAGACCACCCGCACCGCGGCCAGGAGACCAUCACCUACCUCUUGUCUGGAGGUGUGGAUCAUGAAGACUUCGCCGGAAACAAGGGCACUAUCGGACCGGGUGAUUUGCAAUUCAUGACCGCCGGCAAGGGCAUCAUGCACGCGGAAAUGCCGCACGAGAACCCCGACGGUUCCCCCAACGUCGGUUUGCAGUUGUGGGUUGAUCUGCCCGAGAAGCUGAAGACGUGCGAGCCGCGGUAUCGCGAUCUGCGAGCCUCCGAGAUCCCCACCGUCAAGGUAGAUGAUGACCGGGUCACAGUGAAGGUCAUUUCGGGUCAAUCUCAUGGUGUCGACUCUGUGCGCGAUCUUGCAUACACGCCCGUUUGGCUUUUGGACGUCACAAUUCGGCCUGGUGGGAGGAUCUCCCAGCCGCUUCCGCAGGGAUGGAAUGCUUUCGCAUAUACGCUUUCAGGGACGACGGUGUUCGGGUCCAACGACUCGACCCGUCCCGUCAAGCAGUUCCAUAACGUCGUUUUCGAGCAGAAUGGUGAUUUCGUCGAGGCUUCUGUGCCGGAUAAUGCGGAGUCCGAGGGACGUUUUGUUAUCAUCGCGGGCAUGCCGCUCGACCAGCCCGUUGUCCAAUAUGGGCCGUUUGUCGUGACAUCCACAGAGGACAUUUACCAGGCUAUGCUUGACUACCAGACUGCGUCGAAUGGAUUUGAGAAAGCCAGAGGUUGGGUCAGUGAAAUAGGGAAGAGAAUGGCUUGGUAGAUGACGGAAAGAUGUGGUAUUGCUUGCUUUUGUUCGCAUUAUGAGCGUGAUCUGGUUUGGUUUAUGUGAUUUUUUCAUUGUAUACCUCUAGUAUGUCUACGAUGAUCUUAUGUUGAUGACACUCUGUUUGAUAGACGCAGUAUCCUUACGGAAU